GUUUUCUUAUGGGGGCGCCACUAGACGAUUCCGUGUUCGUCUGCUUUCGAAUUUUCGAACAGUUUUAACGUAGCGUUACUCCAAACGGAAUAUAAUUUACGAUUUCCGGUGGCGUCGACGUCGCUUAAUGGUCGUCGUCGGAGAGAAUUAGGAAGAAAAGGAGGCCGACCGAAAAAUGACUCGACACGCCAAGAACUGUACGGCGGGUGCCGUGUACACUUACCACGAAAAACAGAAAGAUACGAAGACUUGCGGAUACGGUACUCAAAAGGAUCGAAUCGGGAAGGAUUCCGUCAAGGAUUUCGAUUGCUGUUGUUUGACCCUGCAGCCCUGUCACAACCCCGUGGUGACACCUCAAGGAUUUCAAGAACUGUUGGAAUUAGCAAAGGCAGAACAAGCUUCUAAAGCUGAAACAUUUCUGAAGGAUGAGAAAAAUUUUACAGCUUUUAAUGGUAAAUCAGAUGAAGCCAGUACUAGUAAACAAAGUAUUUGUAACAUGAAAAAUGGCAAUGAGAAAGUUCUGCCAAGUUUUUGGAUUCCAUCUCUAACUCCAGAGGCAAAAAAAUGCAACUUGAAAAAACCAGAUUCCACUAUCUAUUGCCCGAUGAGUGGAAAGCCACUAAAAAUUAAAGAUCUCAUUCCCAUACAGUUUAUGCUAAUACAAGAUUCCGAACCAAAGUCUCUCAUUGCUCGUAAACAAGAACUGUUGGAAUUAGCAAAGGCAGAACAAGCUUCUAAAGCUGAAACAUUUCUGAAGGAUGAGAAAAAUUUUACAGCUUUUAAUGGUAAAUCAGAUGAAGCCAGUACUAGUAAACAAAGUAUUUGUAACAUGAAAAAUGGCAAUGAGAAAGUUCUGCCAAGUUUUUGGAUUCCAUCUCUAACUCCAGAGGCAAAAAAAUGCAACUUGAAAAAACCAGAUUCCACUAUCUAUUGCCCGAUGAGUGGAAAGCCACUAAAAAUUAAAGAUCUCAUUCCCAUACAGUUUAUGCUAAUACAAGAUUCCGAACCAAAGUCUCUCAUUGCUCGUAAAGCAAGAUACAAAUGUGCCGUCACACACGACGUCCUCAGUAAUUCCAUUCCCUGCGCAGUAUUGAAAACAUCAGGUAGUGUUGUCACCGUGGAGUGUGUGGAGAAAAUCAUUAGAAAGGAGAUGAUCGAUCCAAUAAAUGGAAAGAAGUUGACCGAGAAGGACAUCAUAUACUUACAGAGGGGAGGAACGGGCUACUCCAGCACCAACGAAAGUCUGAAAGCAGAAAUAAAGAAACCGGUCAUGAUGGCUUAAAUGCAUUUAUGUACAGUACAUUAUUAAUUUGUGUGUAUGACUUGUGCUCGUCACCCAAUAAAUAUU
Centruroides sculpturatus (bark scorpion) is the source of this 1348-nucleotide messenger RNA. RefSeq names its product nitric oxide synthase-interacting protein-like. Bases 176 to 1282 code for a protein of 368 amino acids. Gene Ontology annotation, cellular component: nucleus. The record is from RefSeq and is a predicted model, not a curated record. Lineage: Eukaryota; Metazoa; Arthropoda; Arachnida; Scorpiones; Buthidae. Gene Ontology annotation, molecular function: ubiquitin protein ligase activity. The transcript has 12 exons.